UUGGAGCUGAUUCCUUGCCUAGACAGAAACCUUAUUUACCAAAUGAGGUUGAAGCUGGAUCUUUCUGUGAUGGAGCAUUAUGAGAGACAUUGUCCACUUAAACCGCAGGCUGCAGUAAGUCUUAAUAUAUUAAAAGAUGGUCCAAUUAGUUGGCCGGAUAAGCUAAAUAAUAUUCAAGCUUAUAUAGAAGACCUUGACUAUCAUUCAAUAAGGAUAAAAUUCCUGAAAGGCGAUACAUUGUUUAAUCCCUCAAGCAAAUUGGGAUAUAAGAUUCCAAUCAAGCGGCCUAAGAGCAAAAAUGAGGUAUGGAAAGCAAAUAUUCCCCAUACCCACCUUGCAACCGAGAAGUCUGACCAGAAUUGGAUGAUACAAUAUGCUUUUUGGAGAAUAAUACAUGAAAUGAGUUUGAUGAAGUCAGUUAAUAGAAAGCUGAAGGAUGAGAUUGCAAAGGUUAAAUGGUGA
Messenger RNA from Morus notabilis, 462 nucleotides. RefSeq lists its product as uncharacterized. The transcript is spliced from 5 exons. Gene Ontology annotation, cellular component: cytoplasm; trans-Golgi network; endosome. Gene Ontology annotation, molecular function: methyltransferase activity. Bases 43 to 462 code for a protein of 139 amino acids. The record is from RefSeq and is a predicted model, not a curated record. NCBI's taxonomy places the organism in Eukaryota, Viridiplantae, Streptophyta, Magnoliopsida, Rosales, Moraceae.